Messenger RNA from Procambarus clarkii (red swamp crayfish), 2392 nucleotides. The record is from RefSeq and is a predicted model, not a curated record. Lineage: Eukaryota; Metazoa; Arthropoda; Malacostraca; Decapoda; Cambaridae.
UAAACAACACAGCUGUUGUGUGUACGAAGUGACCCCUUGUAGUGAAUGCUGAUCUGUCAGCCUGUAGCAGGCCGCCCCUCGCAUGGCUCUCUAGCCACAGUCACCACACAUCACACGUCUCCCAGACGCAGCGUGUAUAUCUAGUCUCUUGGUGACGAUUAAGAUGCCACUGACAUUCAAUUCUGGUAAUAUUAGGACAGUAUCUGGACUCUGCAAGAUUAUUGAAACAAGCCUGCUGCUGGUGGCGAUAAUGAUACAGAGGAUAACAAAUACACAGUUUGGUCAGCAAGAUGCUCAUAUCUUCAGCAUGGGCCUGUUGGUGGCCGGACUCAUCAUCACGCCCAUCCUGCUGAUCUGCUACAUUGUUGACAAGAGUAUAACCAGAUCCUCUCUGCUUGAGCCUGUGCUGAACAUCACUCUCUUUGGACUGCUUCUGAUUGCUGCUAUCAUAUGCUUCGUAUUCUGGACACGUCACUAUGUUCCUCGUGAUCCUAAUGCACGUUCUUCUGGCCUUGCUUUGGGAUGCUUCGUCUUGUUCUCCAGCAUCACGUACCUGGUUGACGGUGUCUUUGCGUGUCGUUUAUAUUUCCGGUCUAACUGAGCAAGCACUUGCCAUUUGACUUGCUUGUAUGUUAGAAAUUAAGGUAUACUAGUACAUGAUAUUUUAUUAAAUGUUGUCCAGAGGAAAACUAAGCUGUAAUCACUGUUUUGAGAAUCUCUAAUUUGUAUUAAGUGUUAUUUCUGCUAUUAGAUACUUUAUAAUCUUCUAUAAGAGAAAGUUUUUAAUUUUUCAGUUAAAAACAUUUAUAUAUCAGUGCCUGUCUGUUACAUAUCUCUCAUACCAUAUCCCCCUUACUGAAGUGAAUGACUGUGUAUUAAGAACAUUUCUGCAUAGUUGCCUUCCUUCAUGUUGUCUAUGCUUGAAACAGGUGUUUGAAGAAGUGUACAUGCUAGAUUGACUUAUACACGUGUCCAUGCUAGAUUGACAUACAAAAGUGUUCAUACAUGAUUGACUUUCAGAAGUGUUCAUGCUAGACUGACUCGCACAAGUGGUGCAUUCACCAACUGCUUGUAAAAACAAUGAAAAAGAAUGCACCAACACAUAUGGUUGUCUCAAUUCAUAAAUAGAAAUUGAAAAGCUGAAGAAUGAUCACUUAGAAAACAUGUAGCCAGAAAAAAUGGAGAUUGUAUAUAGAUUGUAAAUUAGAAAUUGAAUUUGAAAGUUGAAAAGAAGAGAAAGUCAUGGAUUUAUUGACUUGAUAAAUGCUAAAUGUGCAGACUCUUAUGUUGUUAUUUGUUUGUGCAUAUGGUGUAGGCAGGCCUCAUGCCUGCCUUCCAUUGGUUAACUGCGGUGCCUAUAGAAGUAACAUCGGGAAAUUUCUAACCAUGUUAGUGAAGUGAUUCUCAUUUUUGUUCCCCGAGAACAGUCAUAGUCAAACCAGCAUGAGAAAUCUGUUGAUAAAUGUUUCAAUAGUCUGUUUAAAAAUCUUCAUGAUGUUAAUGAGUUCCAUAGUACAGUUGGGUUCAUACUUGACUCACAUUCGGGUUCAAAUCCCAAGUGGGACAGUUGGGUUGGGCAAUUUCAAUUUCACCCUUUCCUUUCCAGAGAUUUAUACAGUUGAACAACUACCUUCUUUUCCUUGAAGUUAAAAGUUCACAUUACUUACCAAACCCAGGUAAUAGUAUUUUUUUUUUUUUACUGCAGCUCCCACUUGUGCAACUUUCAGUGAUUCAGAUUCCACGGUUCUUUUCUUCUUCAUAAGUGUACACAAGCUGCCUGUCCUCAACAAAGUGAACUAUUAUUUGUAUUGUUUGUUGCUUUUGUAUUUUCCUUGGGUUAAUUACUUCCAGAAGUGCUAAUUGCAUUGUAUAUUAUCCAUACCAUUUAAAUUCAAAUUAUUUGCGUUAUGAAAUCUGUAAUGUAUCCUUUAAAUUAUAUUGAGAAUUUUAAUUUUUUAUCUUUAAGUACUGUGCAGUUAUAUAAUAUAAAUAUGUACAGGUAGUCAGUUGAUACAUUUUUCCUAUGAUUUGAUUUUAAAUGUUAAAGAAUGCAUAAUAAUAUUAGUUGUGUGAGAACGAAACCACACACCAGAAAGACGAGGAUAAGACGACGUUUUGGUCCAUCCUGGACCAUUAUUAAGUCGAUUGUUUCGACAAUGAAACAUCGUUGUCUCAUGUUUCUGGUGAGUGGUUUAGUUCACAUACCUUCAAGCCACGUUAUUGUGACUGAUCGUCUGCAUAUUUGUUGUGUGUUAUAUUUAAUGUUUCGAAUCUCAUAAUACAGUAUUGUCAAGGGUAACAACCAUAUCCUGUGUAUAAUAAGUAACUCUCCAUGACUUCCGGUAAAUUAAAUUGUAUUAUGUGUGUGAAUAAACUACAUGCUUGAAGCUGU